Messenger RNA from Opisthorchis viverrini, 504 nucleotides. RefSeq lists its product as hypothetical. Lineage: Eukaryota; Metazoa; Platyhelminthes; Trematoda; Opisthorchiida; Opisthorchiidae. The transcript has 2 exons. The record is from RefSeq and is a predicted model, not a curated record. The annotation marks the transcript as partial.
CUGCUGACUGUCUGCAAUACAUGCGCAAAGGCAGUGCAUUGAUUAAGAUGCACACAGGAAGAAAACAGUGUAGAACCUUCUACUUGGAUGACCAGAUGCGUUGCAUACGAUGGAUUUCCAGUAGCAAAAGACACGCAAGGGCACAGAUUCACCUUACUGAGCUUCAUGAUGUACAGCUUGGUUGCUCCACAAAAUCCACCCAUUCGUUGAAUCGCCGGCGUCAUUCUAGCCUGGCACCUGGAUCAAACCAAUCCCCGUCUUCCAACAGCACAAGCAGUAUGCAAUUUGCAAACAAUGCUGGAUCGUCUCGGACUAUUUCUGGUUCUCAAUCAUGGACCAACACGUUACCCCCGCCUAGUAGUGCAGUUCGACUAACCCUAGCCUCAUGUGCUUUCACCAUCACUUAUGGGCCAGACUUUGAGACACUUGAGUUGCUAGCCAAUAGCCCAGAAGAGGCAAAUAUUUGGGUCACUGGGUUGAAGUGCCUCAUGACCGGUGCUCAAG